Molecule: messenger RNA, 1552 nt
Organism: Cladophialophora immunda
Lineage: Eukaryota; Fungi; Ascomycota; Eurotiomycetes; Chaetothyriales; Herpotrichiellaceae
Exons: 5
Coding region: 74-1552 (492 amino acids)
Molecular function (GO): oxidoreductase activity
Source: RefSeq, a predicted model, not a curated record
CAACCUUCAUUCUUGAGAUAUGUGAGUUGUUCCAUCGAAAAGGCGCUUCUGAGACUGCUCCCUUGAAGAAAGUAUGGCAAGUUCAACGAAACUCGUCUCGGCCGCUGCCGUACAAUCACAUACCAAGCGCGAUGACUGCUGGAUUGCCGUGGAGGGAAAAGUGUACGACAUGACCAGAUUCGCGCCAGAACAUCCAGGCGGGGCGGAGAUCAUAUACGCAUAUGCCGGUAGAGAUGCCACCGAGGCUUAUUUGGAGGUCCAUGAACCAAAUCUGAUAAAGACCAACCUUUCGCCCCAGGAGCAGAUCGGGGAUCUGGACCCAGGAACAAAGCUCCCAGAUGUGCCGCCGGGUCAAGACUUGCGAGCAAACCAAAAGAAAGGAGACAAGCCCUCACUCGACACUUUCAUCAACUUAUACGACUUCGAAGAUGCAGCAAAGAAAACUCUCUCGGAGAAGAGCUGGACCUUCAUCUCGGGCGCAUCGAACGACAACAUAACUCGAGACGCUAAUCACGACCUCUUCAGAAAGCUCUGGUUCAGGCCGCGGAUACUGAGGAACGUUUCGACGGUGUCUACGAAAGGGACGAUGAUGGGUUGCCAAGUAUCACUUCCAAUUUGGAUUGCACCGGCCGGGGUAGGCAAAACGGCUGGACCAGAGGGCGAGCUGGCGCUGAGCAAGGGCGCAGCAGCCAGCGGCAUCAUACAGACGAUAUCGACAACCGCAUCAUUCCCAUUGCUUGAGAUUCUCGAUGCCGCGGGAAAGGACCAUCCAUUCUUCUUCCAGUUAUACAUCAAUAAAGACAGGUCCAAGACCGAGGAGCUCCUUAGAGUCAUCAAUAGCCGGCCACAGAUCAAAGCCCUGUUUGUCACCGUCGACCUCCCUGUCGUCUCGAAGAGAGAAGCAGACGAACGAAUAAGACUCGACACACUGUAUUCCGGCGGUAUUGGAGGUGCUGCGGCUGGGAGCGAUCAUAAGGGUUCGGGCCUCGCGAGAAGUGUGGGAUCUUUCAUUGACCCCGCGUUCUGCUGGGACGACCUUGCCUGGUUGCGACGACAGACAAACCUGCCCAUUGUCCUGAAGGGCGUUCAGUCAGCAGCUGACGCCAGGAUCGCAAUGCACAUGGGAUGCCAGGGCAUCGUGGUGAGCAAUCACGGAGGUCGGGCUCUGGACGGUGCUCCAGCCUCCAUUCUCGUGCUCUUGGAGCUCCACAGGGAGUGUGCAGAGGUAUUUGAUCAUAUGGAGGUGUUCAUUGAUGGAGGAUUCAGAAGAGGAUCCGACAUUCUCAAAGCACUUUGUCUUGGCGCAACCGGUGUCGGCCUAGGCAGACCUUUCAUGUAUGCCAUCAACUACGGCAAAGAAGGCGUGGUGCAUGUUGUCAACAUUCUCAAAGAUGAGGUCGAGACAGCCAUGCGCUUAGCAGGCCUCAAAUCUCUCGACGAAGCCGACCCAGCACUAAUAAAUACUGCCGAGUUGGAUCCUCUUGUCCCCCGCGGAUCACUCCAUCCUUAUGCACGCAGACGCGAAGGCCCGAGAAGACAAUAUCGUCUCUAA